CACAGGCACAUUAUCAAGAAAUGGGAAGCGCCGCCGCCGCCGCCGCCACCGCACCUACGCUGCUACAACCACCACCAUGUGGAAGUGGUGGGGCAAAGGCGGAAGCUUUGACGUACAUAGACAUCAACCAGCUUUCCCAAUCGGAAUUGCGAGCCCUCUCUUUGUGCUCCGAAUCUGCAUUCGACCUUCACAACACCGACGACCUUGUGACCCCCGACAUCGAUCGCUCCCUAUUUAAUGAGUCUGCUGGGAGUCGACGCCAGGCUUAUUCCGGCGUCCGCCACCCCCACCACCGCUCUCACUCCCGCCUUCCGGGCCUACAUCCUGCCCUUAAAACCCACCACCAUUCCCACCCCUCCGAUGAUCCUGUUAAUCACUCGAUUAUCCACUUCCUUAAACACUUCCUCAAUGGCAACCACGAUCCUCCCCCACCUCCUCCUCCUCCACCUUUGCCGCCUCAGGCCGAUUUGUUGCCAGUUCCUGUUAAUGGCCCAGGGUUAGGGUUAUUAAGACUUCAAGAAAAAAUAAAACAUAAGCUGCAUGGAGGAGAAAACAAGCGGAAAAAAUUGCGAAGAAACAGGAAUUCAAAUAAAAAGAGGCUCUUGGAAAAUAGUGUUGGAAUGGAAUUACAGAAGGUAAAUGUGAAGGGUGAGGUGGUUAAUCUCGAGAAAUUGGAGAAGAAUGGAGACGAAUUAUUUAGCGAAGCGUUGAAGACGAGGACGAUGGGGUUGGACACUGAGGAGGGUGUUCUAGGGUUUUUGUCGAGCUUGGAAGGACAGUGGUGUAGCAGGAGGAAAAAGAGGAAAUAUGUGGAUGCAGGUGCGUUUGGUGAUGCACUGCCUAUCGGCUGGAAGCUUUUGCUUGGCCUUAGAAGGCGGGAUUUUCGCGUCUCUGUUUAUUGCCGGAGAUGCAUAAGCCCUACGGGACAACAAUUUAUAUCAUGCAAAGAGGCUUCUUCCUUUUUGCGUUCCUAUUUUGAGGGUAAUGAUGCAGACCAACCAAGGGAUCAGAAGACUUGCAGCAUUCAGCAGGCAUAUGGUGUGGCUACUGAGGUUAAUCCACAUCCUACUGACAAGACUGAUGGUGUAAAGCAUGACAUGCUGGCGCUUUCAACAUUGGUGAGUUCAACUCCAUCUGAUGCUCAUGAGAAUGAUGGUUGCUUGGUGGGAAUAGAUAAUCUUCCGGAAGUUCGUGUUCAGGACAUUUUUGAAUGUGUCAAAUGCAACCUGACUUUUGGUGAGAAGAAAGUGUUCUUGGAGCAUCUAUUCUCAUUCCACAAUAAGACUACCAAAAGGUACAGAUUUGGGACCCCAGUUGGUGAGGGUGUGAUAAUUAGAGAUGGAAAAUAUGAGUGCCAAUUCUGUCACAAGGUUUUUGACGAAAGGCGAAGUUAUAAUGGUCAUGUAGGCGUACAUGUGAGGAACUCCAGUAAAGGUUCCGAUGAACUGGUUACUCCUGUCACUGUCCAGGGGAACUCUCAAUCUCCAGUACAGGAGGCUUUGCCCACGAGGACAUCGAAAAUGGAUGCUUUAAUAGAAAUUGCUAAAAAUUCUAUUUUUGAAAAUUCAAAGGCUGAAACAAGUGAACAAGCCACAGGAGAUCAAAAUCCCAGUGUGAUGAACUUAGAAGAAGCUCAGGCUCCAAGCUCUGACUUUGAAAUGAAUUUGGGAUCUGAUCCUAUUGAAAUUCAGACAAAAGAUUUCGAGCCUGACAAAGCUCCUAGUGAAGGAUUGGAUACACAUGAUGGCCAAUCCAAGAUGGAGGAUGGGAACUUAGUGAGGAAUGAUAACAACACACAGAACAUAAAUGUUGCAGUCGGUUCCAAUUACUCAGAUGAUUUUGAGCAUGUUGAGUUGAAUGAAAUUGAAAAUUAUGAAAACAGUGAGUUAGAGACUGGUUUUGAAGACAGAGGUUCAAAGCCGAGCAAAGAUCACAUAGAAGAUACUCCUGGGCUCAUUGACGAAGAAAUUAGUUUUCACAACGUGACUUCUGCUUCUUCAGUUCCCCUUGCUCCAUCAUUUCAGUACUUUCCUCCCUUUGAUUCAAUGUCAUCUAAGGUUGAACAGGGAUUCUCUGUGAUUGAUCCGAAGCUUGAGAAUGUUACAGGUUUUGAGGAGCUGAGAUUUGAUGAUAUAGAACCUUUCAGAUAUGGUUUUGUGAAUGGACAAGAAUCACUGUCUUUGCCAGGGGGUUCAAUAGAUUUGAGAAACAAUGCUGGGAUAGAAGACGGGUUUAAUUCCUCUAUUAGAUUUGGUUCGGAGGAAGUUACAUUGAGUACAACAGACAUAAAUCAGCUGACAACUGUGUGUGUAUGGUGCAGAACAGAGUUCAAACUCGAUGGUGUUGAAUCAGAAUCUCCAUCAGAUUCGAUUGGCUAUAUGUGUCCAACAUGCAAGGAUAAUAUCUCUGGGCAUUUGAAUGGCAGUCUGUCCAUGGAUCCUGGUGGUUUCUGAUUGUUGCAAUAUUUUGUGUUGCUCGAGGAUUAAUACUCUCAUAUGCAGCAACAUGGUGAUGAUUCCUGGUGGCAGACAAUUCCAGCUAAUGUGGAGUAAUGCAGUUUUUUCUCGUGGAGGCAAUGGUCCUUUCUUUUAAGUAUGCAUUGUACAUGCAGUUUAACUAGUCGUGGAGAUAAGCCCAGUGUUCUUAGUAGUUUGCUUGCUAUAUAUUUCUUCACAGCACUUUCUUGUAUUUAAUCCUUUCUUCUAAUGACCUGGUUCUAAAGAAAAAAGUCGAUUUGCCUGUGUUCGAUGUAACUAGUAUUGUGUAUUUGUUCAUCUAUGGACCUUUUCUUUUUCUUUA
This is a messenger RNA of Olea europaea var. sylvestris, 2799 nucleotides long. RefSeq lists its product as uncharacterized. The record is from RefSeq and is a predicted model, not a curated record. NCBI's taxonomy places the organism in Eukaryota, Viridiplantae, Streptophyta, Magnoliopsida, Lamiales, Oleaceae. Bases 21 to 2453 code for a protein of 810 amino acids. The transcript has 5 exons.